Polypterus senegalus (gray bichir) is the source of this 1926-nucleotide messenger RNA. RefSeq names its product BarH-like homeobox 2 (gene barhl2). Bases 4 to 1092 code for a protein of 362 amino acids. Gene Ontology annotation, biological process: regulation of transcription by RNA polymerase II. Gene Ontology annotation, cellular component: nucleus. NCBI's taxonomy places the organism in Eukaryota, Metazoa, Chordata, Cladistia, Polypteriformes, Polypteridae. The record is from RefSeq and is a predicted model, not a curated record. The transcript is spliced from 3 exons. Gene Ontology annotation, molecular function: DNA-binding transcription factor activity, RNA polymerase II-specific; RNA polymerase II transcription regulatory region sequence-specific DNA binding.
AUUAUGGAAGGGUCCAGCGGAUCGAAUUUUGGAAUAGACACUAUCUUGUCUGUUAAUAACACUUCCGGCAGCCCCGUGCUAAUGAACGGAGACUUUCGGCUCGGCGACGGCCGGACCUCGGAUUUUAGAAAUCAGGCCACUCCAUCACCAUGCUCAGAGAUAGACACGGUGGGGACGGCGCCUUCUUCCCCUGUCUCGGUCACCAUGGAGCAUCCUGAUCAACAUCUGGCCCAAGACAACCUUCAGCAUCACCAUCACCACCACAGCCAGCAGCAAAGUUUGCAGCUUUCACCGCAGCCUCCGCAGCAGAUAGGGGCAGCGGCAUCUGCCCCAAGGACUGCCACCUCUUCGUUUUUAAUCAAAGACAUUUUGGGCGACAGUAAACCACUGGCUGCCUGCGCACCGUACACAACCACAGUAUCUUCUCCCCAUCACACUCCCAAACAAGAAAACGCCACAGCGAACGAGGGAUUCAGACCAAAAUUGGAACAAGAGGAAAGUAAGGGCAAGUUGGACAAACGAGACGAAAUACAGAGCGACAUCAAAUGUAACGGAACGAAAGAAGAAGGUGAUCGGGAGAUCAGCAGCAGCAGAGAAAGCCCCCCAGUUCGAUCCAAAAAGCCCCGUAAAGCGAGGACAGCUUUUUCUGACCAUCAGCUGAAUCAGCUGGAGCGCAGCUUUGAGAGGCAGAAGUACCUGAGCGUCCAGGACCGCAUGGACUUGGCGGCGGCGCUGAAUCUGACAGACACCCAGGUCAAAACCUGGUACCAGAACAGAAGGACGAAGUGGAAGAGGCAGACUGCUGUAGGACUAGAGCUGCUGGCUGAAGCGGGGAAUUAUUCCGCCUUACAGAGAAUGUUCCCGUCUCCUUAUUUCUACCACCCGAGUCUGUUGGGCACUAUGGACAGCACGACUGCAGCGGCCGCAGCCGCCGCCAUGUACAGCAGCAUGUACCGGACUCCCCCGGCGCCUCACCCUGGCCUACAGAGGCCGCUGGUCCCGAGGGUCCUCAUCCACGGUCUUGGACCAGGGGGGCAGCCUGCACUAAAUCCCCUCGCAAACUCGUUGCCUGGUACACCACAUCCUCGGUAGGCAAGAAAGACUGUUUAUCCAACCUCACAAUAAGUCAUUUUUCUAAAAAAUAACGAGAAAAUGCAGAAGAACUGUAAACCACUAAUAUGUGGUUCAGUGGAACGGAAAUGGAGAACGACCGCAAGUUUUUUUGUUUCUUUUUUUAUGAGGAAAAUUAAAGAACCUAAGCAGUUGAACAAAAGGACCGUUUUUUUAUUUUUUAUUUUCUACAAAUCAACCUAUAAUACUAACAAAUACACUUAAGGUUUAUAGAAGAUGGAGGAGGUAAAACGCAAACUCGGAAGAAAUGAGACACUUUAAAAGUGAAACAAUUCUUUAAGCCUGAACAUGCAAUGGCAAUGGUCGGAGAACUUUACACUGCUUCUUGCGACCUUUUUAUUUUUUGAAGUGGCAUGCACCGUUAAUAUAAAAUGUACAUUUGAAGAACUGAGUGAAAUAUCAUAUUUAUUAUAUGUCUUCAGAGAAAAUCGCUUAUAUACAUUUAGUAACACGUGCAGAAAUUUCCUUUUUGUUUUCAUUUAAUGUCUUUUGAUUCUAACUAUUUAGGUUAAAACAUCCGUUAGAUUUUGUGAUUGGUUAAAACUAUCAUACAGAGAGGUUCUUCAAUAAUACCAUCUGUAAAAACAAUAAAAAAAUUUAAUUUUUUUUUACAAGCACUGAAACCCUGUGAUAUAUUCUUACAUGUGUCAUGCUGAGUUUGAGAGUAAAGACUAUUUAGGCGGACUUUCACAGAAAAAUAUGUGAGUACUGUAAAUAAUAAAAGAGAUAAAGACAUUUACCUUUUACAAUUUAAUACUUUUUUGCUGAGUAUAAUAAACGCAGAAAGAAGGCGCG